This is a messenger RNA of Diabrotica virgifera virgifera (western corn rootworm), 1880 nucleotides long. RefSeq lists its product as uncharacterized. Gene Ontology annotation, cellular component: Golgi membrane. The record is from RefSeq and is a predicted model, not a curated record. The transcript has 5 exons. The coding region runs from base 164 to 808 and encodes 214 amino acids. Gene Ontology annotation, biological process: vesicle-mediated transport; protein secretion. Lineage: Eukaryota; Metazoa; Arthropoda; Insecta; Coleoptera; Chrysomelidae.
UGACACUCCGCACUCCGCACGGCACGCACACAUGAAAUUGGCAACGACAACAAGAAGUAUGAUGUGUGUGUAAAUAAAUUUAAAUAUUUUUAAGUAAAACAUUUUUAACGUGUUAUGAUCAUUGGUUAUCUAUUCACGAUAUCAAAUAAUCUCUACUUUAGUGAUGUCGUCAGCUUCAAUGCCUCUCUUAGAGGAUACUACAGCCUUUGGCGAAGAUGAGGGAGAAUUUGGCGUUAAAAAGGAUGCUUUAGCGCAUCCAUACAUUACAUUUUUUCACCUAGCUUUCCGAGGAGCUGCCAUAGUAGCAUACUUAUUAUGUGAACAGUUUACCGCAAGUUUUAUAACAAGUUUUGUAAGUGUAAUUUUAUUAUUAUCAAUGGACUUCUGGACUGUAAAAAAUAUAACAGGAAGGCUAAUGGUUGGAUUGAGGUGGUGGAAUUAUGUGGAUGAGGAUGGAAAAUCUCAUUGGGUAUUUGAAUCUAGGCAGAACAAAGUAAAUGAACGAGAGGCUCGCAUCUUCUGGGUUGCUUUGGUUCUAACCCCAUUAUUGUGGUCCUUUCUAUUUAUUGUAGGAUUAUUUGGAUUCGAGUUCAGGUGGUUGUUGCUAGUAACGAUUGCAUUGAUUUUAACUGGAUCCAAUCUCUAUGGAUACGUGAGAUGCAAGGUUGGAAAUAAAGAAAGUGUCAGCAGUUUGACCUCGGACUUUCUUCGAAGACAAGUUCUACAAAACGCGGUCUCUCUAAUGACGCGUCAACCUCCCGCUCAACCAGCACCCAGCCAGUCAAACUUGCCAACAAAUGUAGUCUAAGGAUAGAUAUAAAAAUAGUUUGAGAGUGGACAAAUAAACUAAAUCGAGUAAAUUUAAUGAAAAAAUUUCUCUUAGUAAAAGGUAUAUUUAUUUAGAAACCUUUAAAAGGACCACAAAUAUCACAGAACACGUUUCACUCUCUAAAAAGCGCAUCAUCAGUGUUACAAGCUUAACAUGCUGAGCCACCCAAAAAUACAGGUUAAAACCCUUUAAAUGCCGACUAAAUGUCUUACAUAGUUAAAUAAACAUAUUUUGUUGGUUGAUUGUAAGUUGAACGUUUAGUAUUGGUUUUUUACUAAUUGUCAUAAAUUUGGCCUUCUUUAUGUUAAGAGCUAGUCCGUAUCUGUUGCUGACUUCUGUUAAACGAUUUGUUAAUAUCUGUAAAUCAUUCAGAUUAUCGGCAAAAACUAUGGUGUCAUCUGCAUAUCUAAUGUUAUUCAACCAUUCACCGUUUAUUAAUACUCCUUUCGCAUAACCGUCUAAAGCUUCCUUAAAUACCCAUUCAGAGUAAAUAUUGAAUAGUAGUGGAGAUAAAAUACAGCCCUGUCGUACUCCUCGUUCUAUUGCAAUUUUAUCAGUUAACUGGUCUUCUAUUUUGAUUUUGGCCGUGUGAUUGUAAUAAAUGUUUCUGAUAAUGGUUGAGUAUAAAAUGUGAUAAAAUUGGAUCUCCAUCUCGCUGAACACUCACUAUUUGAUCCUUACUCAAAUGCGUAAGACGCUAGAAAACCAAAAAAUUACAUAGAAUUCGUAUGUAGCUACUUUGUAUUUGAUGAAUGCAAUUAAAAGUUUAUUGUCAAGUCUCAAACUAAUCUAGAUUUUAAGUAAUCUAUACAUACUUAUCUGGUCUUAAAAAUAAAUGUGAUUGUAAGUUAAUUUUUGCCAAUGUUUUUUUAAUAUAAUGUAUUAUAUUGUUCAUUUUUGUUAAAAUUAAGACAGGAAAUUCACUAUUCCUAUUUUAGUUUAAACAGCUUCUUUUAUAACUUAUUACAUUAAAUGUAGAAAAAAAAACUAUUUAAAAUAUUUUUUAAUACAUUUAGUUUUUUGUUAAUAAAUAUAAAUAAAAUAACUGAAA